Molecule: messenger RNA, 1782 nt
Organism: Saccostrea cuccullata (small rock oyster)
Lineage: Eukaryota; Metazoa; Mollusca; Bivalvia; Ostreida; Ostreidae
Product: alpha-(1,3)-fucosyltransferase fut-6-like
Exons: 1
Coding region: 93-1211 (372 amino acids)
Cellular component (GO): membrane
Molecular function (GO): fucosyltransferase activity
Source: RefSeq, a predicted model, not a curated record
UAUUUCUCUUCACUAGGUUAAUUUUACUAGUGAGAUGUUUGUUUUUUUUUCUUGACAGUUUAUGUAGCUACAGUUGUGAAUGAAAAGCAGAGAUGAGAAAAAAACAAUAUAGAGGAGUAAUACUAGGUUUAUCUCCGUGUCUCCUUCUCUUUGCAUAUUACAAAAUAUGGUAUUACCCAAAAGUAACUUUCAAUGUUCAAGAAAGUAAUGCAAUUAACAUGAUGAAACAAGUGUGGACCGAAUUGAACGCUAAAACAACAGAUGAAGACAAAUCUAGGUACAAUAUUAUGUUUUAUAACAAACCUUCGUGGAUGAAAAUGGAAUACAGAACUUUGAAUUCCGCUACUUGUCCACAAUUAAAACAUGAAUGUUUUGUGUACACUGAAAACAUGUACUAUGAUACUUCAAAGAGCAUUAUUUUCUUUGGAGAGCAUCUACCUGCAGAAGUACCGACAAAGAAAGAAGGACAUAUUUGGUCAUUCUUUUCAAUCGAGUCUCCAUUUCUGUAUUCUGUACCUCAACAAUGGAAGGAUAAAUUCAAUUGGACAAUGACAUACCGAAGGGAUUCGGAUAUCACUGUUUUUUAUGGAAAAGUUGGUAAAAGACAAAUUCCUCUAAAACGAAAUUACUCAGAAAUAUUUCGAAAAAAGAAAAAGACCGUUGCCUGGCCAGUUAGUCAUUGUAAAACGCCUUCAAAACGGGAAGACUACAUACAAAAGCUUCAGGAAUAUAUUGAUGUUGAUAUCUAUGGAAAAUGUGGAAAACUAAAAUGUGGUGGACCAACAGGCCUAAUAACAGAGUGCCACAUGAAGUUUGCGGAGGAAUACAAGUUCUUCCUGGCGAUUGAGAACUCAAUAUGCAAAGAUUACACAUCGGAAAAAUUAUUCAACUUUUUCUUUCAUAAUCUUACCAUGAUACCUAUCAUCAGUGGACCUCAAAACGUUCUCGAAUAUAUUCCCAAAGGAACAUUUAUUAACAUAUUGGAUUAUUCUUCGCCUUCAGAAUUAGCGAAGGAACUCCACCGGAUUGGGUCAAACGAAACACUUUAUUCUCAGUAUCUACAAGAGAGAGACAAGUAUCGAGGCAUCAGAUUUAAUUGGGGAAAAGCUUUAUGUUUAAUGUGUGCAAGAAUACACGAAAAGAAACAUUAUCCGCCAAUUCCUGAUAUUCGUUCUUGGAUAUGGAAUAAUACCUGUAUCAGACCACAGUGACUAUCCCUCAUCACUACAUACAAUACAUUGCUCUGCCAAUAAAACGGUCUCAUUAAGAAUAAGGUUCAUUUAGAACUUCAUUGGCACUGUAAAUUUCUGAAACUGAAAUUACAUAGUUUUAGUUAAAAAUUCAUUAAAUAUCAUUUGUGAAUGCAAAUUCAUUUGAAAGAAAGAAUUUUCUGGUUAGCUAGUGCAUUGUGACGUCACGAAUUGCGUCAAUUUUCAAUAUCAUGAAAAACUACAAAAACGGGCGGAUUUAUUAUUAUUAUUUUAAUUCAAUAUUUCAUAUAGAGCACAGCCUCUAAUCUAAGGUAUGCACUUUUGUAAUGAUAGAACUGUUCAUACGGAUCGCAAAAUAUGUUUCAGUUUUAGUCGAUAUCAAUGAGUGGGCUCAUAGUCUUUUCUUUGCUAAAAUUACUCGUUUUCUUUAAAAUUCAGGAACAUUGCAAUUUCAUAAAGUUGCGUUUCAAUACCUGAACUUUCAGGAAAUGUUCAAAAUAGAAAAUGAAAGGUUUAAGUCUCUACUGUACUUUGAUGUUGGAAACGAAACAUGGCGUGUUAGUCAGUAAAU